AUGGGGACCCGCAGGUUUUUGAGCUGUAGCUCCAAGCAGCACCACCACUGCUCCUGCUCUUUGCAGAUUAAAUAUACUGGCUUCAGGGAUAGACCACAUGAAGAAAGACAGGCCAGGUUUCAGAAUGCAUGCCGGGAUGGACGAUCUGAGAUAGCUUUUGUGGCCACAGGAACCAAUCUGUCUCUCCAGUUUUUUCCGGCCAGCUGGCAGGGGGAGCAGCGGCAAACACCAACCCGAGAAUACGUUGACUUUGAAAGAGAGGGAGGCAAGGUCUACUUAAAAGCACCCAUGAUCCUUAAUGGGGUUUGUGUUAUUUGGAAAGGCUGGAUAGAUCUCCAAAGGCUGGAUGGCAUGGGCUGCCUAGAAUUUGAUGAGGAGCGGGCACAGCAGGAAGAUGCAUUAGCACAGCAGGCUUUUGAAGAAGCUCGGAGAAGAACUCGAGAAUUUGAAGACAGAGACAGGUCUCAUCGGGAGGAAAUGGAGGUGAGAGUCUCACAGCUGCUGUCAGUUACUGGCAAGAAGACAACAAGACCCUAGCCCUGGAUCAAACCUGGGAAGUGGUGAUGAUCUCAAAUUACGUUGAGAAGCAGUGCUGGGCUUUUUAAACUUUGGCAAAUUAUGGAAUUAAAAGACCAGAAACUGUGAUGACUGGAUAUAUAUAAUAGUCUUUUCCCUGAUCUGCGGCAGCCAAACUAUCAUGUCCUGCCAUGGUUUGCACUAUGUUUGUGUUGCAUUACCUGUGUUUCUGUUCUUUAAGCAUGUCGCCAGUGGGAAUUUGAGAUUCUUGUUUUUCUAUGCAAGCUUAUGAUUUCUUGGCACUAUUUUAGCGAAGAGAGAACUUUACGCAGCCAUAAAAACGUUCCUCAGCUGAUACUUGUUCAUUUCAGGAUGGGUCAGAAUAAAUUUUCGUGAGUUCUUAAAAACCAAAACUUUCUAAACUAAUUUUAUAUGAGAUGUUGGAAGAUUGUCAUAAUGUUCUUGCUUUUAGACACACACUCUUUGUGGUUGUCUCUUUUUGCACUUUUUUCUCAGUUUGCAAAAGAUUUUACCCUUUUACAUUAUGCAGCCUGAACCAAGUAACACAGUGUUGUCUGUUGAUUUACUGAAUUACAUGAUUUUAUUUUUAAAAAUACCAUAGUAUCAUAUUAUUUUAGUUUACAUUUCCAGUGGCAAAAAGUUUAAAGGAAUCUUAAACAGUCAGCACAUUCUGAUGUAAAUUGAAUUCUGAAACUGUUCUUCCGAAACUUUUUUCCUCUAACUUAAAUAGAAAUGGAGACAUUUAAAUAAUGGUACAGUAUGUACAAAAUCUCAUACUGGUUGCAAGAUUCCUUUGUGUGUGUAUUUUUACUUCAUAUUGUUUCAAUAUUUUCCAGUAGGGUAAGAUUUUGGGUAAAUUUAAUCAAUAUUCACCUAGCCCUGUUUUCUUGCAUUUAUUACUCAACAAGUAUUCUUUGCUUUAUGUUGUAUCUAAUAGUUUUUCUCUGUUUGUCUAAGCAAUCCACUUGAAAUACUUACCUGCAAUAUUCAUUUAGAGUUUUAGAGCGAGUAGACAUGGUCAUUUGUAGAAGAGUGGAUACCCUUUUAGGUUGAGCCAUAGUUGUCUGAUUUCCAGUUUUUUUCAAUUUUAAAAAGGUCUGCCGUCCAUGUAAAACCCAAGGCAAGAGGCAAAAUGCAAGGGCAGGAUUCUGCCUGCUUAUAUUGUGAAAAAUUACCAUACCUCCUGGUCUUUCAGUAUUUUUAGUCAACAAAUAAAGGGCUUGUUUUGUUCAUAAUUGGGAAAUGCAGCAGUUGAUGUUUCUAGUUCAUUUUGGAGCCCUGUUCCCCUCCUUGUGAAGCAGCAUUGCUGGCCCAUCGAACACCAUUGAGGACUUUAGCAUGAAGGUGAGUGGGCAAGAGUGUAGCUAGCCAGGAUGAGCAUUGGCCGCAAAACAGGAAUGUGAGGUCUUUCCACUUCGGGUCUUGUUUCGUGCUUUUUCAAAAUUGACACGGCACCAUUCCAAAUAUGCAUGCUGAUACAGUAGAUGAAAGCUGUGACCCAGGCAGUACAGAUUAAACCAGUAACCCAGCAUAAGAAUGCCCCUGUUACUGGGGAGGGUCAAGUAGAGUCAAGUCAAACAAUCUGGUACUGUUCUGUGAUCUCUUUCAGUGUUUGGGUGGGGUGGGGUUGGGUGGUUGGUUAGGGAGGUGGAGCCAAAAAGGAGCCUGUGAGAUGGAUUGUAGCAGGACUUGAGGCAGAAAGGCUCACGGCUUUUCCACCAAGGUAGGGGAUCAACUCAAAGGGAAUUGUCUUUGGGACCUCCACCACGCCCUGACAUAUUUCUUAAAGCUGGUAGUUAAGGCUACACAUCAUUUCAACCUCAGGAUUUUAAAAUUCUGCUUAAUAACUUAAUAAAAGGAUGUAAUAGAUGUUAUAACUGCAAUCAUCUCAUCUAAUAGUUUCCUAUCAAUUAUUUUUUGCAUUUAUAUUUCUAUUGGUUUGUAUAUACUCCUCUUCCCUCUCUCCCAAAAGAUUCUACUGAUCCCAGUAGAAUAACUAUGAUGCAUUAUUUCUUAAUAAUGGGAGCUGAAUUAGAAACAACUACAGAUUUAUGUAAUAGCUGGUGAAAUUUCCCGGACGUGACAGCCCUGGAUUUUGUCUGUACUGUAACGGUUGAUUGUUGGUACUGUUCCCAGACUGGUCACUAAACAGUUACCGCUGUCACAUUUCAUUUUAUUAAUUUUCAUACUCUUUUUUCAAUGUGUUUUUAUUUUCCUUAAGAAAUAAUGGUUCAAAGAGUUUUCUAGCUGCUGUUAUCAUCUGUAAUGUUCUCUUCCCUUUUAUUCGCAAAUAGCAUGGUGUUACCUGGUUAUUUCAAAUACGAUUUGCGGGGGGGGGGGGGUUUAGGAUGGAAACC
Messenger RNA from Python bivittatus (Burmese python), 2894 nucleotides. NCBI's taxonomy places the organism in Eukaryota, Metazoa, Chordata, Lepidosauria, Squamata, Pythonidae. The record is from RefSeq and is a predicted model, not a curated record.